This is a messenger RNA of Myxocyprinus asiaticus (Chinese sucker), 4341 nucleotides long. RefSeq names its product helicase (DNA) B (gene helb). The record is from RefSeq and is a predicted model, not a curated record. The transcript is spliced from 13 exons. The coding region runs from base 277 to 3687 and encodes 1136 amino acids. Lineage: Eukaryota; Metazoa; Chordata; Actinopteri; Cypriniformes; Catostomidae.
UGGAAUAAUUAAAAUGGCAGCAAACGGUUUAAGUAUGGAUUCCCCCGAAGAACAAGCUGCAGCUAAAAAAAAAAAAAACUCGCCCACGGUCAUCUAAAGCAUGGGAGUAUUUUAGCCAGACUCUCAACAAUGUGGUGCUGUGUAAGCUAUGCAAAUUGGAAAUGGCUUAUCACAGCCGUACAACCGCCAUGAACGAACACUUGAAGCGAAAGCAUCCCGGAGCACUUUGUCAAGACGGCAGCAAGGCAGCACCUGGAUUUCAAGGUGGACAAUAAGAUGUACCGGGUUGAGGGCCGUUUUCCCUUACGUGAUCCCUGGUGGAAGAUCUCCUGCACAGUUGGCCAAGACAAGCGCAAGAGUUAUGUCAAAGGCUACCUCUCCUACAGCCUCCGCACUAAUCUGAGAUCAGAAGGUCAUUCAAUUGUGUCUCUUUUUCUCAAUGCUUGUGGGGCACUACCUGACUUUGUCAACACAUUUAUGGAGUGGUUGCCCAAAGACCGAGACGUGGAGCCCGUCAAUGUUCUGGACGCCCUGCAGGAUUUUGAAGUGUCAAAACCGGAGCAUAAAGCCAUAGCUGAACAGCUCAAGACAUAUGUCAAUCACUCAGUUGCUGGGACACAUGUAAGAGUUGCCAACUUGUACCCUGGAAUCAUGAAAUAUGUUCCAACAUUGCUGCCAGGCCAGUUUAUGGAGAUAAUAAGCAAGGGAAAGAUGGAGCGCAAACCGGAACCGGCUGAGACAGACGACUCCAGUCAGCCCUCACAACAACAACAACAGCAACAACAGCAGCAGCAGCAGGAUAAUACAGAUUUUUUGGCCAAACUGGAGGAGCUAAUUAAGACUGAUGUAUGGAAGUUGGGCUUUAACUAUAUCAUGUUCAAAGAAUUACAUCUCAUCAGGUGUGAAGCAAAGUUGGAGGCUUUUAAGCUCUGUAAUUUGUUCGAGACCAUCCCUGUGCUGCAGCGUAUUUCCUUGCAGUUGUAUGCGGAAGUUAAGCGCUACUGCAGUGCCACUGGCAGCACAUACAUUGAAAAGGAGAAACUGGAGGAACAUUUUUACCGUGAUCGUGAGGUGCAAGAUGUGAAUGCCUGGAAAGCUGUGCAUUUUCUCGUGGAGCAGGGUGUGCUGAUUAAAGACAAAACAAAAUAUGCGCUUCGGAACCUCUUCAACUACGAGAAGGGCAUUGCUGAAUGCUUGAGGAGCCUGGUGAAGGGAAAACUCUGGACAAUUGACUUAGAUGUGAGUGAGGUUCUUCGCAAUGCUCAACUGGAGCGAUUAAGGGCGAGGGCUUCUAAAAAAGGCAAUACAAGGAAAUCUGAUGCAAAAACAUCAGUCUUGGCACAAAAUCACGUAGAUCAGGACGUUGGAUCCGAGCAGAAAGACCUUGCUUUUGCUCAGCCUGGUACAUCAAGCAUGGACCAAAAUGGAGGAAUGCCGCCACUUUGUGAUUCUUCUCAGGCUUUUGAUAUUACAGAGCCGACCAUUAAAGAGGAAGGCCUCACUUCAGAUGUAGACUCCUUAUCAGACCCUGCCUUGAAUGAUUCCACCUACUUGGAUCCUGAUCCCGCCACCAUAGAACUAGACCCCGAUCAGGUGCGAGCGGCAGAAAUGAUGUGCGCCAACCCAGUGACGGUGAUCAGUGGGAAGGGGGGCUGUGGGAAAACCACAGUGGUCAGCUUGGUCUUUAAGGCGGCCAUGCAGCAGCAGACAAGUGACAUGGAAGAGGUGCUAAAGGCCUGUGAGGUUUUUCAGUAUGACUCUCAGGGGUCUAGUAAUGGGCUGCUGUCAGACUCACCCGAGGAGAAUAAAGGCAAGGAGGAGAGUGACAGUGAUGAAAAGCCUAUGGAAGUUCUUCUCACUGCUCCAACAGGGAGAGCUGCUUCGCUUCUUACUAAGAGAACUGGUUUCACUGCGUACACCAUGCACCAGAUUUUAUGGAGUUUCAUGAAUGCAAAAAAAGAUCAGCAAGGGAAUCCCGUGGACUGGAAGUUCUCACGGGUGCGUGUGCUGGUGGUAGAUGAGGGAAGCCUGGUGUCUGUUCAGAUCCUUCACUCCCUUCUCAGUAUGCUUACCCAACAUGCACAACUCCAGAAGUUCAUCAUUUUGGGUGAUGUGAGGCAGUUGCCCAGCAUUGAGCCUGGAAACACACUGAAUGACCUGUUUGAAGGUCUCCGGAUGAUCCGUUGGGCCAUUGAGAUGCAGACCAACCAUCGCGCCGAGUCUGAGCUCAUCGUCAGAAACGCUGGACUAAUUUCAGAGAUGGGUAAAAAAAGACAUUAUAGUCCUUUGGAGUUUGAUGCGACUAUAGACAUGACAAAAUCCUCUGAUUUUCCAUCAUCUGACAAAAGGUUUAUUUUUGUCCAAGUCUCUGGGGGAAAUUAUGAUUAUGACCUCCAGAAUGCUAUUAAAUUCCUACUGGAGAAAGCUCCUGGACUCAAAGAUGAUAGAACAUCCCAAUUUGUGGCUUUCAGGAGGAAGGACUGCGAUUUGAUCAAUGAGCUUUGCUGCAAGCAUUAUUCUGGUCAUAUUACAAAGACUCACAAGAAUAAAAUAUACUUCCAACGGGGGGAUAAAGUUUGCUGCACGAAGAAUGGCUACAUCUCAGAAAAAGACAAUGAGAACAAGCAAGAAGAGGGUUUCCAUGAUAAAUCUAGAACUUCCUUCGAUACUGCCAGAGCUUCCCGUGAUAAUGCUGGAAGUCAAAGAACAAAGGAACAGACGAAAGAGAAAAAAGAAAGAUUGUGCAACGGGGAAAUUUUCUUCAUUAAAGAGGAUUUGACUAAGGAGGAUAUGGGAUUGAGAUGCAAAAAGAUGCGGUACCUUACACUAGGUGAUGAGAACGGGCGGAUAGUGACUUCAAGUUACAGGGAUCUACAAAGAGAGUGUAAAUUGCGUCACGCUUGGGCAAGAACCAUUCACACCUUUCAGGGCUCAGAGGCCGAAACUAUUGUGUACGUGCUUGGAGAUGGCUGGGGUCAAAACUGGCAGCACGUAUACACAGCUGUUACACGGGGUCAGAAGUGUGUGUAUGUGGUGGGUAGAGAGAAUGGCAUAGAAAGAGCCAUGAAGAAACCAGUCAUCCCUCGGUAUACACGAUUGGGCAGCCACGUCAGGAGCAUAGUUCGACCAGGGAACGAUACUUUUAAUCAGUCUGGCAGCAGUCAAAGUCCAGUGGACUCUUCUAUAAAGAAACGUUUUGGGCCUUCACAAAUAUCAGGUCUUGGGCCUUCACAGUCUACACCGUUGGCCCUGCAUACCCCCAGCUUCUCCCAGGCGUUCUCCAGACCUUCAUGUGUAAGACAUCUCUACAGGGAGGGAACUGGCCAAAACUUUGAAACAACCAAUAUGAAUUUACAAGACGACAUGACCUUCAGUCAAACCUAUUCUUGGUCACCAAUGGACAUUUGUGAUGAGCCGAGUACAAUGCAUUAUGCGAAUGUGUCAGAAUUAUCUAAUCAUGUUGGAGCGUUCAGCUCUUCCCCGAAUGAAAGCAGCAAGGCUUCUAAACGGCUGGUUCUCUCAGACAACUGCAGUACACCAUCCAAACAUCCAAAGCAAACCACUUCAGAAGAGUCUCCUUUGGGCAGCUCACGUCUGAAGCUUCUCUCCAUCACAAGCCCCAGCAUCAAAUGCCACGGAAGGCAACUCUUCCAAGAAGAUUCAUAUUCUAACAGAGAACACCCUUAGAGUGGAUAGUGCCAACAUUCCAGAGUUGCAAAGAAUCAAAUAGAAGUGCAGGUGCACCGCUGUAUUUUAUCUGGCUUUUCAGAAGAUAUAUUUUUGAGGAUUUGGGAUUAAGAAUAAAUGCAUGCAGUUAAUUAGAUUGGACGUAAGUGUUGAUUAUGAAUAAUCUGCUAAUUUAUAAAGCAGCCCAAAUAGGGACGACAUCAGGGAAUUGGUUAUAUUUUAUGUAUUCAAAACAGUAUUUUUUUAUGUAUGUAUAAAACUACUGAAGGUUUUGCAAAUUUUUGUAUAGUUUCAAAAAGAAAUCAAAAGAAAUCUUCUGUAUAUCCCUCUGUUUUGACUUCACUUUGAUGUUUGGUUAGACAUUGGCACACUUUUGCUUUGUUUAUUAUUUUAAGUUUUAACAUUGAAGCAUUAUAUAGGUUAAUCAAAUGUUUGUCAUUUAAAUGUUUCAGCUCAUUUAUCAAUCCAUAAUGCAAAUUAACAUCUUUCUGUCUUCAUCAAUGUUUAAAUACAUGUUUGAUCUGUGCACAUGCUUUUCACAUUGUGGGCUGUCAACUAAAUUCAGAAAUUAAAACAAAAUCCUGUAGUAAUUUUUCUUUUGCAAAUUUAUUUGUUGUCGAAUAUCUGCAUUCUGCAGCUUAAAAAAAUAAAAUA